AUUUUUCCGAGCAGGAACAGAAAGAACAUCAGAAUGGCAUCUCCAGAGUUGAACGCGCGCACGCACACAAUGGACAAUACAGGUCGACGCGGCCAGCUAGCGGCACCAAGCCGCCAACUACCUCCAACGCUAACUACCUCCAGCUAGCGACACCAAGCCGCAACGGUGCACCCCGCAGCCCGCGCUUGACCCGUCGCGAUACCGAAGCCCAUAGAACCAACGUGCUAUAUAAUCACAAGCCGUAUCGAGGGGCUUCUCGUCUCCUCAUUCCGCCCCCAGCGUCCUUCCUUCAGCGCGCCGCCGCCGCCGUGCUGUUAUUGCCGAUGGAAACCUCUGGACGACACGGCGCCUCCGGCUGCUACACCCCUCCCGCGGCAGACAGGCUCUGGAGGCAGCGCUCCUCUCCCGCAGCUGUUGUGUCCGCCUUCUUGCCGUGCGGCGGCGACGGUGGCCAGGCGCGAAGAAAGAUCAGGAGCGCGCGUCUGGGUGGGAAGGUCGGGCACCGCAACGGCGAGGAGGCGGAGUUGGGCCCUGCUGCCUUGCCAGGCGGCAUGGGGUUCGCGCGAGCGCUGUGGAUGCAGAUCGUCACCAAGGUGAUGAGCCGGAGGGGUUCCUCCGUGAAGGAGCGGUACGCGCAGGAGGAUUACGAGCAAAACUUCGACGAGGGCGGCGCGGCUGGGGAGCCCGAGAACCUCCCGCGGUCCUUCUCCGCGCGGUACGCCCGCCGGCGUCCUGCUGGGAUGGCGUUCUCGGAUGUAGCUCACCGCCUGCGUUUGCAUCCUGAUUGUGGGUAAUUAAAUCUUGUGAGGAGUUUGUGGACAUGAGAAACGAUCACGUCAUCGACUCAUGGGUGUAGCUCAGACUGGUCUUGUCUUUGGAAAAGAAAAUACGACCAUACGUACACAUGAGGCCUUCAGCUCAGACUUCUCAGGGCAUGUACAAUGGUGGCAUAUUAAUACAUAUGCCUCAUGACAAAAGGUAAUUUGAAGUAUCUACAUUUUAUUUUUCUCCCCAAUGUAAGCUAUCACUAAUGUGCCUUAUAAAAAAAUAAAAAAUAAAGACUUUAGUACA
Molecule: messenger RNA, 1071 nt
Organism: Triticum aestivum (bread wheat)
Lineage: Eukaryota; Viridiplantae; Streptophyta; Magnoliopsida; Poales; Poaceae
Exons: 1
Coding region: 324-794 (156 amino acids)
Source: RefSeq, a predicted model, not a curated record